Messenger RNA from Panicum hallii, 862 nucleotides. RefSeq names its product guanosine deaminase. Gene Ontology annotation, biological process: purine nucleoside catabolic process. The transcript has 5 exons. Gene Ontology annotation, molecular function: zinc ion binding; guanosine deaminase activity. NCBI's taxonomy places the organism in Eukaryota, Viridiplantae, Streptophyta, Magnoliopsida, Poales, Poaceae. The coding region runs from base 129 to 689 and encodes 186 amino acids. The record is from RefSeq and is a predicted model, not a curated record.
GCAGGCAGACCCAAGCCGAGACGCAUCUCUUCCUUCUCCGUCGGCCGAGCGGCAUCCGCAUCUGUGCUGUGCCCCUCGAAAGUUGCGGGAAAUCUCGGUCGGCUUCGCUCCCGCCCCCCCCCCCCGCCAUGGAGGAAGCCAAGGUUGUGGAGUCCAAGGACGGAACAAUCUCAGUUGCUUCCGCAUUUGCUGGUCAUCAGGAAGCUGUACAAGACAGAGACCACAAAUUUUUAUCAAAGGCGGUUGAAGAAGCAUACCGAGGAGUUGAUUGUGGAGAUGGAGGGCCGUUUGGUGCAGUUGUUGUCCGCAAUGAUGAAGUAGUAGUUAGUUGCCAUAACAUGGUUUUGAACCACACCGAUCCAACCGCGCAUGCUGAAGUAACUGCAAUAAGAGAGGCUUGCAAAAAGCUUGGAAAAAUUGAGCUGUCCGAUUGUGAAAUUUAUGCAUCCUGUGAACCAUGCCCAAUGUGUUUUGGUGCUGUUCAUCUUUCCCGGAUUAAGAGGCUGGUGUAUGGAGCCAAGGCUGAAGCUGCUAUUGCCAUUGGGUUCGAUGAUUUCAUUGCUGAUGCUCUCAGAGGAACUGGGUACUACCAGAAGGCCAACAUGGAGAUAAAGAAGGCAGAUGGAAAUGGAGCCUUGAUUGCGGAACAAGUCUUUGAGAAGACUAAAGAGAAGUUCCAGAUGUACUGAUAAAUUCUUGGUUGAUUUAACAUUCCGAUAGGCCUCUGAUGCUAAAUGAAUAAUGCAAGUUUCGGUAUCAUGUCAAUUGUGGGCCUUUAUACUGUCAAUUUGAAUAUAUUUGAUUUCUCGUCGUGCUUCUAUGUCUGACAAACAAGAACGGUGUCAUUCUUUGUCCUUGUUCA